AUGGUGCAUGUUGGCUAUGAGUACCGUGAGGUGCUCGAAGAGCCCUCGGGAGGCCGAUGGCUGCUUCUUGUCCCUGAGACAUCUGAGAAGGCGAAGGUUCAGGCGCUGCGCAUGUGGAGCAGGCUUAAGCUGGGCCUGACGGAGGCAGCCGUGGAGCGAAGUGCAUCGCUGGUAGGGCGCGGCAUGCUGGACAGCCUCCUGAACAGCUUAGGCUCCUGGUGGUGCGCGGCGGGUGCUGUGGAAAUCGCCGAGAAAGUGGCAGAGGCGAGGCAGAAGUGA
Molecule: messenger RNA, 279 nt
Organism: Symbiodinium pilosum
Lineage: Eukaryota; Dinophyceae; Suessiales; Symbiodiniaceae
Source: the annotation of a GenBank genome assembly